Messenger RNA from Postia placenta MAD-698-R-SB12, 2421 nucleotides. RefSeq lists its product as hypothetical. Gene Ontology annotation, biological process: mitotic sister chromatid segregation; kinetochore assembly; mitotic cell cycle. Bases 1 to 2421 code for a protein of 806 amino acids. The transcript has 12 exons. Gene Ontology annotation, cellular component: chromosome, centromeric region; nucleus. The record is from RefSeq and is a predicted model, not a curated record. NCBI's taxonomy places the organism in Eukaryota, Fungi, Basidiomycota, Agaricomycetes, Polyporales, Adustoporiaceae.
AUGGCUCUCCAGCUGGGCAUUACACGCUCCGAUUCGCUUACUGGUCCAAGUCAGAUCUGCAUCAUCGACAACCAUCAUCUCAGCUCGUAUGAGGAUGCACCUGGGUCGGAUACGGAUAUCGGGAACCCGCACAUCAUUGAAUUCUCGCUAUCUAGGAGCACACUGCCAUCGAAGCCGCCAAGACCUCGCCGCUGCAUUGCAUCCUCGGUCCCGACCCCACCGUCUCCCAAGCCUCGACUUGCACUUCACGACUAUGUCGUCAGCUGCAAGCCCGUCUUCGAUUAUGUCUUCAAUUUCGUCCAGCGUCCCUACAGAAGACCUGAUUGGGGCGGAUCUCUUCCCGAGAGCGAAUGGUUCCUCAGCGCGGCGCAAAUUCUCUGGUUCAACCAGUCCGUCAAUGCCGCUGUGUACCUUGGCGCGAUGGCUUGGGGGCUUCACAUGGCCAUUUUCUACAGGGCGGCCCGUGCAGUAUGGAAAGGCAGCCACCAAUCUCGUGUUACAUGGCUGCCUCUCAUCGGUACCUUAUGGGCAAUGGCUACGAUCAACAUGGCGUGUAACGUGAGGUUCAACGAACUGGCCUUCGUGGACUCGAGCGGGUACAACGGCGGCCCGUUCGCAUAUGUCGUCGCAUACCAAUCAUCUCCGGUCAAUGUCGCGGCGGUAUCCACGACGAUCGUAUCCCUCUGCCUUGCGGAUGUCUUCCUGCUAUACCGUGUCCAUGUUCUGUGGAGGAAGUGGUACAUCGCCGCACCAUUGCACCUACUAUUCCUGACAGCGCUCGCGUUCGCGAUCUUGCAGGCGUGGGCGGUCGGACACGGCGAUAGUAGCUUCUGGGUUGUUCCGGCAUUUGGUGGCUGGUCUUUCUACAUCAUCCUGGCCAUGUCCCUCCACUGCCUGCUCACUAUCCUCCUACUGUGGGGUGUGCUGGAUCUCAGCCGCAGGCUCGCCGCCAGCCUGACCGGCCAUUCGGGAACUAUCUACACCGGAUAUAAGGCGGUCCUGGUAGAAUCGGCUCUCCCAUACGGAAUCAUCUCAUUUGUGUUGAUGAUUUUAACCUGCGUGGAUAGCGAUGCUGCCAACCUCUUUGUCCCGCUACUUGUCCAAUUACAAGGCAUCACUGUGGAGCUCAUUGUCAUCAGGAUUGUGAACGGCUACGCCUGGUCAUUGGUCUCACUCCGAGCCAUCAAUGAGAAGCUCAUUACGCUACGCGGCCAGCUCGGGAGACGAGCGGGAUCGGAGAACGUCUCGAUGGAAGCGCUUGGUGGUAACCGCACGGGAGGCAUAACCGUGACUACAGUUGCGAUGAGCGGACCACCACCUUCGGUCCCAUCAGUCUUGCUCCCUGAGCUCACAGGCUUUGUGCCCCAGUUCUUGCUAGACGAUAUCAUCAACAUUGCCAACGAUGCGACGAGGCAAGCUGUUGACGCGAUGGAGGCGUUCCUCGAACGCCGAGAUGCCGCGCGCAACGAAGUUAUGGACGACUGGAAGACUACGGAGGAGCUAGAGAAGGGGCUGAACGCGUUCCAGACGCUGUUAGAGUCGCAUGUCGACAUUGCGUUUGAUUUCCUCGAAGCGUGGUCUCUGAGGAACAUCUUCGCUAUCCCUGCCGACCUCCCUGUUGUUGCGCCGCACCAGAAAGGAUUGGACCUUGACCAGCCGCAAGAGAAGGAGACCGAGCUGCUGAAGGAGAUCAAGGAUUUGCGAAGAAAGAUCCAAGCGCAACGCAAACUGCGGCGGCUGUUCAGCCGUGCGGUGCGGUCGUCGAAUGCGCAACUUGCACAUUCGAAAGCCCGACUGGAGCAGCUCUCGUUCAUCCGCUCACCACAAUUGCAAGAGCUAGGCUCCCUCGCGGAUGAGUUCCUUGCCAUGUACAAUGCCGUCUCCGCGCUGCCCCCCAUCGACCCCGCCUCCACCGCCAUUGAACAAGCCCCUCUGCCUGAGCCAGGUAAACGGCCAUGGGAGACAAGCAAGAUGGGCUAUUUCAACUGGGCAGUGGGGCAGCUGAUGUUACGCGCGAAAGAACACGCUAAGGGAGAAGGGGAGUUUGGCGCGGGAAGCUCAGCUGUUGGUGCAGCAGCAGCUGCCGCCUAUGAUAUCGCGAAUGUGCAAGACGUGAAAGGUGCAUUAGAGGCUAUAGCUGGCCAGGUGGUUGUUGCGCAGUUAGGCUGUACUCAGAAGUCCACCUACGAGAUUGAACUGAAUCAGUAUAUAAGCUUGAUGACAAGCAGGCGGAAAAAAUCAGAGAAGCCGGUGUUUUCAUAUUUCCUGCAGCGCAUAGCCCCAGCCCAUCCGAUCCAGGUACACCAAAACGAUGAGUCAGGACACGCCUUCCACACACCGAAGCGCGACAGAAGGGGAUGGAGCGGGAUGCACCGGAGGACAUUCAACGAAUGGAUGAACUUAUUUUCGUCCCAGUGGUAG